UGUAAUGAUGAUGAAUAGUCAAUCUAAUCCUCCAAAAGAUUCACGACCACAACUUUUUUCAUCGAAUUGUUCUAUUCUAUGUGGAACAAGUGGUUAUUCUUAUAGACGUUGGCAUACAGGACCUACGAAUCAAAAUUAUUAUCCAGAUAAAAAUGAAUUUGAUUAUUAUUCUACUGAAUUUAAUACAGUUGAAGUAAAUUCAACAUUCUAUAAUAUUCCACCGGAAUCAACUUUCAAAGGUUGGGCUAAAAAAGCUCCUCGACCAUCGUUUCUUUAUACUGUCAAAGCCAAUAAAUUUUUUACUCAUAUGAAAAAAUUAAAUAUCGAUGAAAUGUGGAUUGAACGAUGGGAAACAUUCUGGAAUAAAUGUAAAUUACUUCAAUCACAUCUUGGACCUGUUCUUUUUCAAUUUCCACCAAGUUUUAAAAAUACGUCAACAACAAUAUCUCGUUUUGAUGAUUUAGCAAAAGUUUUACCGCAAGAUGGUAAAUUUGCUUUUGAAUUUCGAGAUAGAUCAUGGUUUUGUGAUGAAGUAUAUCUUAUUAUGAAAAAAUAUAAUUGGUGUUUAUGUGUUAUUCAUUGUGAAAAUUCAAAAGAUUGGUGUGGUAAUAUGCCAAACGGGACACUUCCAGUAGACAUAGACGAUCAUAAAACAUGUGACUGGGGUGUUUAUUAUCGUUUUCAUGGUUCAACAGGUCAAUAUAGUGGCGUAUAUGGAGAAAAACGUAUGCGUCAAUUAGCUGAAAAUAUAACAAAUCAUUUUCUUAAACAAACAACUAAUAAUUCUCUUCAAUUUUUCUUCUAUUUCAAUAAUACAGAUAGUCAUUCACCACCAGCUGCUAUACAAGAUUGUCGAUAUCUUGCUCAAGCAUUCAAAGAUCUUAAAAUCAUGGCUGAAUAA
Messenger RNA from Adineta steineri, 901 nucleotides. Lineage: Eukaryota; Metazoa; Rotifera; Eurotatoria; Adinetida; Adinetidae. The record is from the annotation of a GenBank genome assembly.